Molecule: messenger RNA, 557 nt
Organism: Nicotiana tabacum (common tobacco)
Lineage: Eukaryota; Viridiplantae; Streptophyta; Magnoliopsida; Solanales; Solanaceae
Source: RefSeq, a predicted model, not a curated record
GUGUGUGAAAGCGUGCGACAGCCCCACCGUUGCCUUCCUCUACACAACUUUUUUAUUGCAAAUACGAAAUUAUGCAAACCUUCUGUAGAAUUGCACCCUCCGCCAUGGCCUCCUUCCCUUGUUCUAAGACUCAGACAGGGGUUUGUGUAUGGCCUGGUUUGAGACAGCUUUCUCUUAGGAAGAAUCUCCUCUAUGGAUUUAUGCAGCUUUUCUCAAUGCCGUUUAAGACCAUACGUGGAGUUAGUCGGACGCUUGGAGUUUCUAAUCUCUGUAGCAUUACCAGUACGUCUUCUAGUUUGCAAAUCGAACUGAUACCAUGUCUCCAGGAUAAUUAUGCAUAUCUAUUGCACGAUGUGGAUACUGGAACAGUUGGUGUUGUGGAUCCUUCUGAAGCUGUUCCUGUUAUAGAUGCACUUAGUAGAAACAACCGCAAUUUGACUUACAUUUUGAACACACAUCAUCACUAUGAUCACACUGGUGGCAACAUGGAGUUAAAAGCAAGGUAUGGGGCAAAGGUAAUUGGAUCUGGAGUAGACAGUGAUAGAAUACCUGGUAUU